AUGUGCGCGUUGGAGCUUGGGUGUCGGCUCCGCUGCAGGAUGCCGUUACCAGAUGCGCCGUGCACUUUGGAGCCUUUGGGUGUUGCUGCCAUGUCAAAGGCGCGCGCCGUUGAAACCUGUGUGCUGGUCCGCUGCAAGGUGCUGGCCGGGUGCAAGAUCUGUGCCCUGUACGCUGUGAAGUUAAGUGCAUGCAGUGCCGGGAUGUCCAGCUUGCCCUUCAGAGCCUGCAUGUUGGUGUCGCUGAGGCCGUUGCAGGGUGCCCUUGCCAGAUGUUUGUGGCAGUGCGCGAUUUGGCUGGUGAAGGCAUUUGGUGGAGGUCGUCAUUUUUGA
Messenger RNA from Durusdinium trenchii, 330 nucleotides. Lineage: Eukaryota; Dinophyceae; Suessiales; Symbiodiniaceae. The record is from the annotation of a GenBank genome assembly.